This is a messenger RNA of Linum tenue, 1736 nucleotides long. NCBI's taxonomy places the organism in Eukaryota, Viridiplantae, Streptophyta, Magnoliopsida, Malpighiales, Linaceae. The record is from the annotation of a GenBank genome assembly.
CUUCAUUUCGUCAAAUCGCUUCGUCGCAAGGGGUGGAAAUAGAGUAACAAGACAAUCCAACAUUUCCCAUUCUCCCCCCCUGCCAAUCAAUCGCCAACAAACAAUGGCGGAUCAACAUCAGAAGCGGAUAGCCAUAAUCGGAGCAGGAAUCAGCGGCCUCCUGGCCUGCAAAUACGCCCUCUCCAAAGGGUUCCAGCCCACGGUCUUCGAAUCCCAGAAUGGCGUCGGAGGAGUCUGGAGAAAGACCCUGUCAACCACCAAGCUCCAGAAUUCCAAACCCACCUUCCAGUUCUCCGACUUUCCCUGGCCGGACUCCGUCACCGUCGAGUUCCCGACUCACAAUCAAGUCGUCGACUACCUCCGGGCCUACGCCGACCGGUUCCAACUCGCUCAGCACGUCAAAUUCAACGCCAAAGUCGUUGGCAUCAACUACAGGGGAGUGGCCGAGGAGGAGAUGGAAGGCUGGCAUCUAUGGGGAGGAAACGGCGAGGGUUUCGGAUCCAGGGGAGCGAGAUGGGAAGUUGAAGUUGCGGGCGCCGGCGGGUGUUCGCCGGAGAGUGAAGUUUACGAAGCCGAUUUUGUGGUGCUCUGCUUGGGGAAGUUCAGCGACGUGCCGAAUUUUCCACAGUUUAGUUCAGGACAGGGACCUGAAGCGUUUCCGGGGAAGGUGAUUCAUUCCAUGGAGUAUUCCGAUUUGGAAGCAGAGGAGGCUCGGAAUUUAGUCAAAGGAAAGAGAGUGACUGUUGUUGGUUUCCGGAAAACGGCUCUGGAUAUAGCAAUGGAAUGCUCUGAAGCGAAUGGGAAGGAAAAUCCGUGCAGGGUAAUGUACAGAACAGAGAGAUGGAGCUUCCCCGAUUGGUUCCCGCCAUUGCCAUACCUAUGUUUCACUCGAUUCGCAGAGCUCUUGAUUCACAAACCUGGAGAAGGUGUCUUUCUCAGUCUUCUCGCCACACUUCUUUCCCCAAUUAGAUGGGCAGUCUCCAGAUUGGUGGAAAGUGUGGUCAAGAGCAAGCAUCCAUUGGCCAAACACGGGAUGAUUCCAAAGCAGAGCUUUCUCCAGGAUUUUAGCACGUGUCUUCUGGCGAAACUUCCUGAGAAGUUCUACGACAGGGUCGAAGAAGGAAGCAUCGUGUUGACGAAAGCUCGGAACUUUACUUUCUGUAAACAAGGGAUCAAAGCCGAAGACGAUCAGCCGCCAUUGGAGACCGAUUUGGUGAUACUGGCAACAGGUUUCAAAGGCGGAAAGAAGGUGAAAGACAUAUUUGGAUCGAAAUUCUUCCGGCGAAGUGAAACCGGCGGCUUGCCCCUCUACAGACAAUGCAUUCAUCCGCGGAUCCCACAGCUAGCCGUAUUGGGAUAUUCGGAGAGCUUGUCGAACUUGUUUACGUCGGAGAUGAGGAGCCGGUGGCUGAUGGAGCUUCUCGACGGGAAGUUUAAGCUGCCGGCGAUCAAGGAGAUGGAAGACGACGCGGCGAAGUGGGAUGGAUAUUUCAAGUGUUACGGCGACGAGUACAGCGACAGGGCCUCCAUUAGCGCCAUUCAUAUUUGGCACAACGACCAGUUGUGCAAGGACAUGGGCUGGAAGCCCAGGAGAAAACAUGGGCUUUGGGCCGAGCUGUUCGAGCCUUACGGCCCAACGGACUACGUCUGCCCUUGAUUAGGACAUUUUAUGUGUAAAUUAUCUAUUUUCGUUCACUUUUUCCUUCUAAAAUUACAAAUCUGUGCUAUUCUCUAAA